Messenger RNA from Gymnodraco acuticeps, 1582 nucleotides. RefSeq names its product sodium channel subunit beta-1-like. NCBI's taxonomy places the organism in Eukaryota, Metazoa, Chordata, Actinopteri, Perciformes, Bathydraconidae. Gene Ontology annotation, biological process: regulation of heart rate by cardiac conduction; cardiac muscle cell action potential involved in contraction; sodium ion transport. Gene Ontology annotation, molecular function: sodium channel regulator activity. The transcript has 7 exons. Bases 353 to 1054 code for a protein of 233 amino acids. Gene Ontology annotation, cellular component: voltage-gated sodium channel complex. The record is from RefSeq and is a predicted model, not a curated record.
AGCAGGCGUCACAAGCAGGAUCCGCUCAGUCACACACGGAGGUUUUUUACCGCAGUGCAUCUGCAGCAUCCUCUGAUCUGAGCGACAGAGGUGCCGCUGUGGCGCAGGGAACACACCGUUAUCAGGCACAGGAGGACGGAUGUUGUGUUCUUUUGUGGAGGGUUUGCUUUUUCUUUGCACCCCCGUGCGCUCACGCAAGAGGAGCAUCUCAUGUAGUGCGGGGCCAUUAAAUAGGCCUAGGUGAAAUCCUUCCACCUUCCCAGGAGAGGAAUAUUCAUUUUUUUCUGCGAGGACACGACUCGAGGAGAGGAGGACAAAGGUGUGUCGUGCCCUCCUGUCUGCUGCUUCCAGGAUGCAUUUCUCAGUCGGACUGAGUCUCUGCCUGCUAGGCUUCGCUCUUGUCUCUCUGUUUCCUCAGCCAGCGCGGGGUCAAGCCCUGUACGAGGGCCGGGGGGCCUGUGCCGAGGUGGACUCCGACACAGAGGCAGUGGCGGGCGUGGGGUUCAAACUGGGCUGCAUCUCCUGCAAGAGGAGGACCGAGGUGAUAGCUACUGCCACCGUCGAAUGGUACUUCAGGGGCAAAGGAGAGGCCGACUUCUUUCAUAUCUACAGCUACAAUGAGGACGGCGCCACCGUGGAAAGCGACAACUUCGUGGGCCGUGUGGAUUGGAACGGAAGUAAGAGGAGCAACGACAUCCAAGACGCGUCCAUAUACCUGCUCAACGUCACCUUCAACGACUCGGGAACCUACCAGUGCUUCUUCAAUCGCAUCCUCGCCUACGACAACUAUGAUUACACCACCGUCAUCAGCAAGGUGGUGAAGCUCACCGUGGUGGCCAAAGCGACCCGAGGAACGGCUUCCAUCGUGUCCGAGUUCAUGAUGUACUUUACCGUCAUCGGCCUGCAGGUGUGGCUGCUCAUAGAGAUGAUUUACUGCUACAGGAAAAUAUCAGCUCAUGGGGAGGAAGCAUUACGAGAAGCGGCAAAUGCUGAAUAUUUAGCUAUAGCCACGGAAGGUAAAGACAACUGUGGGGGUGUACAGGUCGGAGAAUAGCACAGGCGUCUUCCUUGGACUGAACACAUCCAUCCGCCCACUGACCUGCAUGUAGACAACUCGGGGGGGAAACUCCUCUUCAUCUCAAGCCUCUAUUUUACCUUUUCCUCGCCGAAGAUCACACAUGGAUAUGACAUCACAGAGAGCAUGGUCAGCACUGUACAUAGUAUCUUGCGCCACAAAAGCAUGUCCUGCCCUGCACUUAUUCGAGAAAUCAUUAUGCAUUAAUGAAAUUGUCAAAAGCUUAUACUGUACAGUACAUACAGUAUUUAUUUAAGUAUUUGGAAUCGCUCGUUUAUAUAAAAUGGAAGAUGUACUAUGGGCGUCUGUUGGACUCCAUGAGGCUGAUUGUAUAAGAAAGCUUUUUACUGAAUCAUCACCACAUAAUGUAUAAAAAACGCGACACACAACAUGUAUGGUAAUUUAUAAAAAAAAUAGAAUGUGAUGGAUUAUGAUAGACUGUCUUUCCAGUUGCUGGUUGUACAUUCAAUUAAAACUUAAGAUGCCAUAAUAAAAACUCUAAAAGUA